GUUCCACCAUUUUUGGGAUCAGUUGGUAUACUGCCAUGGCUGCAUGUCUGCGUUUGCAGCAACCAGCGCAAUCAGCAGAUGUGGCCGGCAGCUGCAGUGGCAGCAGGCCCUGGAGAUUUUCUGGCAGCUGCCCGAGGCAGCCGCCGACACUGCGCUCUACAAUGCGGCCAGUGCGGCUUGCGAGCGUGCCGGGCACUGGCAGAGGGCCCUGGAGCUCUUCUCUGGGCUGCUGGCCUCCGCGCUGCGCCUGGACCGCAUCAGCUACAGCACAGCCAUUCGGGCCUGCCGACGUGCCGGCGCAGCUGGGGCAGCACUUCACUUGCUGACGCAGAUGCGAGCGGCAGGUGUUGAGUCGGAUGUCAUCGUCUACAAUGCUGCCAUCAGCACCAUGGGUCAACUACCAUGGCAAGAGUCACUUCGUUUGAUGGCAGAGAUGGAAGCCUCGUUGCUCCAGCUGGACAUCAUCACUUACAACUCGUCCAUUGACGUAUGUGGGGAAAACAGCGAGUGGCGGAUAUCGCUUCUUCUGCUGGACGAUGCGGCCCAUCGCAAGCUUCAACCAGAUGCGAUCACCUACAACACUGCCAUAAGCUGCUGCGAGGAUGGAGAGGUAUGGCAGCAGGCCUUGCGCAUGCUGGAUGAGAUGCAGCAGAAGCACAUUCGAGCAGAUGUCUUCUCCUAUAGCACAGCGAUCAGCGCAUGCGGCAAAUGCUUCUACUGGCAAGAGGCCCUUGUGCUUUAUGCUGCGAUCUCAGCCUCGGAGUGCUGGCGCAGGCCAUGGAUGAAGGCCUUGAAGGCAACCUGGUAACCUGCAACGCGACCUUGACCUGCUGCAAGUGGCGCUCCGCGCUGCUUUUGCUGCGCAGCACCUCGCUGCGAAAGCUGCGCCCAGGUGUCAUCUCCUUCAACACUGCCAUCGGCUCAUGUGCAGACAGCUGCCGGGAGA
Effrenium voratum is the source of this 946-nucleotide messenger RNA. NCBI's taxonomy places the organism in Eukaryota, Dinophyceae, Suessiales, Symbiodiniaceae. The record is from the annotation of a GenBank genome assembly.